ACUUUUCACUGUUUAUGAUCAUUGUAAUUCUCGUGUUAUUUUUACUUUCACUUUCGUAUUCCUUGUAUACGGUCACCGGAAGGGAGUGCUUGAUAGCUAACGAUAAUCUAGGGCUGUGUUAUUUUGAUCUCACCUUCAAAAUGAUUAAUUAUUAUAUGGCUCUACGUUACUCCGUGGUUGCUGGAGCUGUAGGGUUCUUUGGUGGUAUGCUAUACAGAGAUAAGCGCCCACUUAACAAAUUUGAAGUCUUUGCAGCAAAUCCUGUGCAGCCAGUACUAAUCGAUACUGGUGAACCAAUGGAAAUUGAUCAACCAGAGGAUUUUGUUAGCAAAACAAUGCAGUUUGGCUUUCCUGGUGUAGAUAAUGUAAGAUCAAGAAAAAGCUUUGUCCUUUCAUAUGAUAGGAGAAACAGAGUACCACAUUGGGUGUUUGAACAUCUUACUAAAGAACAUAUAGCUUAUGAUGAAAAUAUUAGUAGAUCAAAAAGUGAAUUUUUUGAAGAUGAAUCCAUUCAUGCAUAUUUUCGAUCUACAAAUUCUGACUAUAAACACAGUGGGUUUGACCGAGGUCAUCUUGCUGCUGCAAGUAACCACCGGAGUAAACAAGAGUAUCUGGAUGAUACGUUUGUCCUGAGCAACAUAGCCCCUCAAGUUGGUAAAGGUUUUAAUCGAGAUGCUUGGAAUCACUUGGAAAAACAUGUGAGGAAACUUGUGAGACAUUAUAAAAAUGUUUAUGUAUGUAGUGGGCCUUUAUAUUUACCUAGAAUGGAACCAGAUGGGAAGAAAUAUGUGAAAUAUCAAGUUAUUGGACCUCAUGAUGUUGCUGUUCCUACUCAUUUUUUUAAAAUUGUUGUUGCGGAAAGAGAAAAUUCCAUGUUUGAUAUGGAAGCUUAUGUCAUGCCAAAUGCUCCCAUUGAUGAUAAAGUUCCUUUAAAAGCUUUUCUAGUUCCUAAAGAUGUUAUUGAAAGAGCAGCUGGUUUACUUCUAUUUGAAAAGUUACCAAACUCUGCACUUAACAGUGUUAAUGGACGCCUUGUUCAUAGUAAAAAUAAAUAAUUAUUAGCAUUGUUUUAUUUUAAGACUGAUUUUUAAUAUGAAUUUUUAAAAUAGAGUAAUAUAUACUCUUUCCAGACUAGAUCUCAUGUAUAAAAAUUAUUUUUGGAUUGUAACAUAUAAAUCCAACAUACAAAAUCACUAGUUGCAAAUAUUAUAAAUUGUAUGGCAUUUUGGUAAAUGUUAUUUAAAAUAUUUUAUUAUAUAUAAUUUUAUUAUUAAAGUAUUCCUUUCAUUAUAUAUGCAUCAUAAUAAAAAAGAAUCAAAGUCUAAUGUGUAGACUUUGUGCUAUACUGAUAUUAUUUGUAAAGGCAACAAAAUUCUUUACACAAAUACAUAUAAAUUUUUAGUGUAUCUUUUAUAUACGUGAUUAAAUAUUGUGCUAAAUUAAAAAAAGAAAAAAAGGCAUUUCUCUGCACUUAUGAGAAAUUUUAUUUUAAAAAUCCAGUAUCAUUUCCAGUGGGUUUUUUUUUAGCAUAGAAGUGUAUGCAAUGGUGGAGUUUCAAAAAGAUAGAUUAGAAAAUUGCUAAGGGCUCUGAAUUGAGAAAUUGCAGACUAGUCUAGAUGUUAUUAGCUUAGAUGCCAAAAUUUGUAAAAUAUGCAAAUUCUAUAUUCUUAAAAAAUUAAAAUGAUUAAAAACUUUAUUAAGUAAAAUUGAUCAUGUUCCUAUCUAUUUCAUCAUAUUUAUUUGAUUAUUGUAAUAUUUACAAAUACUGAAUGUCUGUAUAAAUAAUAGUGUAUUCAAGCAUGGAACCACAUAUUCAUGAAUUAAAAUAAAGAAGUGAAAACAUGUAAAAUGAUCAUAAAAUUAAAAAUAUUUCAAAAUGUUCAAUUAAAUUGACCAGUUUAUUUAAAAUCGGCCUCAUAGUAUGUAUGCUUAGGGCUACAGAAUGUUUAAAUCUACCACUAAGAAUAUAUAUGUUUAAAUUUCUAUAAAUGCAUGUAUUAAAUAAAUUCAUUUCAUAAAGCCACCAAUAAUUUUACCACUUUGUUUUAUUUAUUUUGUAAAUAAAUAAUAUUUUUUUUCAAAGGCCUGUUCUGUACAGGAUUUGAAUUGAAUUCUGAUUAACAGAAUCAAAUCAUUUGCUAUAUUCAAUCAUUUAUAUUUCAGCUUAACUUUUUUACCAUUAAAACCAAUCCUAGCCAUCUUAGCAUUGCUAAUCUAAAUUUCUUUUCUUUUCUAAAGAAUCAGAUGAUUGUUUAUAGAAAUGCAUAAUUAAUUUGUAUAUAUACUGAAUAAACAAGUUCAAUCUGACCUUAACAUGAUAUUUUUUAAAAAGUAACUAAAAUAUAGAAUUAUUAUUUAUUAUUUUUAGUUAUUGUGGUGAGAGUUGUGACCCGUAGUUACACCACUGAGUGUAAAAUAGGUUUAUUCUUUAUUAAAUUAUGUAUCCAGAUUAAAACUUAGUUUCAUGAAAAAUUCAAAUAUUAAUAUUUGAUACAUAGAAGUGUUAAUAUCAUUUUGAAGAACUGUAAAAUCAUCAUUAUUUAUCGAAAUUAUAAAUAAAAAUUUAAAAAGUUUGACCAAGACAUUUAUGUAGCUUUUUCUCUGAUAAACUAUUAAAAAAAACAUGUCAGCACCACAAAAAUUACAUUUGUAUUAUAUUUCCAAUGUUUUUACUCACUUUUUCUUCAGUUAUCUUUUAAUUUUCUUAUCUUUUUUUAUUCUGCAUUAAUUACUUCUACAACAUUUUGAAGAUUUAUAGGAAAUAACCUUACUUUUGCAAAAUUUUAUACUGGUAUGGACAUGGAAUUAUAUUAACUAAUUUCUCAUGAUGUUUUUCAAUAAAACUUUCAUUGAUGAAAAAGUUGAAAAAAAUAUUUCUACAUUAGAGAUUUAUAGUAAUUUUCUUAAAACAGAAUCACAUUUUUCAAAUGAUUAUAAAACAUAAAUAGAAAUGAAAACACAUAUGUGAAAAACAUAUUUUUCUCUAGUCUAGUAUUUUUGAAUCUAGAUUUGUUUAAUAAAUUCAGCUGUAGACUUUUAUUUCUUGCAUUUUUAACAGAAUUUAAAUAAUUUUAUGAUUAAAAAUGUGUAAUUUAUUUAUACCAAGUCCAAAGUCAAAAUUUGAAACUAGUGAAUUUGUUAUUUAUAUGCUGUGUUACUUAAAAUAAUUAUUAAUUUGCUAAUUUUAAUUUUUUACAUCAUUUAAUAUAAGGAAUAAUCAAUGAAGUAGUUUUUCUUCAUUUGCUGUAAAUAUUUUAUUUAUUUCACCAUUGAAACUUUAUUUAAAUGUGCCUUAAACUUCUAGAAUUUGUAUUAAAACACAAACAAAGGGAGAAGCUCAAUUUUAAUUUAUGUAUAGUUAAGUGAAUACUAUCAUGGACUGUGCCAAUGACUAGUCAUAUUGAAAGCAUGAGUUUUUCUGUACGAGUUGUAAUUUUAUAGAAAAGGCUUUCUUACCCUUGUGAUCAUGUUAAAAAUUAAAAAGGAAAAAUGUUAAGAUCAUUUUGUAUCUCUGCUUUUAAAAUAAAAUUUUAUGAUUGAACCUGA
Molecule: messenger RNA, 3546 nt
Organism: Argiope bruennichi
Lineage: Eukaryota; Metazoa; Arthropoda; Arachnida; Araneae; Araneidae
Product: endonuclease G, mitochondrial-like
Exons: 6
Coding region: 15-1055 (346 amino acids)
Biological process (GO): apoptotic DNA fragmentation
Cellular component (GO): mitochondrial inner membrane; nucleus
Molecular function (GO): single-stranded DNA endonuclease activity; RNA endonuclease activity; nucleic acid binding
Source: RefSeq, a predicted model, not a curated record